AGAGAGAGGAGGCAAGGGAGAAUGUCAAUCAACGGGAGAGAAGACAGAGUGACAGAAAUUGAUCUUUCAGUAAGCAUGUAUGAAGACGUAGAAGGGGAAGAAGCAGAUGGAGGAGGAGGAAUAGCGGAAGAAGAGAGAGAGGAAGAAGAUGGGACAAAAGAAAGAAAAGAAAUUGAGGAGGCGGAAGAGAAAGAGCAAUUAGAAGAAGAAGGCGCAUCAAGGAGACAAAGCUCAAGGGAGGAUGAGUUGUCUGCCUUAAAAAGCGAGAUGGGGAGGAUGAAGGAAGAAAACAAGGUGCUGAGAAUGGUGGUGGAGCAAACCAUGAAGGACUAUUAUGAUCUCCAAAUGAAGUACCAAAAGCACCAAGUUGGCACCAUCUGUCCAACACCACAAGACAGUCAAUUAUCACAGGAUCAAAUAUCUCUCUCUCUGGGAGCAAACUCCGCCACCCAUGUGAACGAUGCACAGGAUCGCAGGGUGCAGAACUCUCCACCAGCAGAAGUCAAGGAAGCAAAGGAUUUGGAGCCAUUGGUGGAAGAAUCCAAGGAGUUGGGGCUCUCACUGAAGAUUCAUACAGGCAGCAGCGCCCCAGCUGGAUGGCCCUUGUUUUCCGAGAAGAGAAAGGACGAAGAGAGCGAUCCAAACGUAUGGAGUCCGUGCUCCAAGUUGCAGAAGACCGCUGAGCCUCUUGCGAUACACAACCAAAUUUCUUCGCCUCAGUCAAGGAAAGCUAGGGUUUCAGUCAGAGCAAGAUGCCAAGGAGCCACUAUGAAUGACGGUUGUCAAUGGAGGAAGUAUGGGCAAAAGAUAGCUAAAGGUAACCCAUGCCCUCGGGCAUAUUAUCGUUGCACGGUUGCACCAGGCUGCCCUGUUCGGAAACAGGUACAAAGAUGCCUAGAGGACAUGUCUAUUCUGAUAACAACAUAUGAAGGAACUCACAACCAUCCCCUCCCAGUGGGUGCAACGGCCAUGGCCUCAACAACUGCAGCUGCAACCUUCAUGCUCCUCUCUGAAAUGAACCCUACAAGUCAAAUCCCACAAGAUCCAAACAAUUUCUCCUACAACCCUUAUGUCAAUUCAGUUGUUGAUAGCAGUGCCAGUACUGAGAACGCUAUUAACCCUUCAACUAAAGGGAUAGUCCUAGACCUCACGAAGAACCCUAUGCCUUCUCAAUCGUCACCAUCAUUAUCGUCUUCAAUAGUUCCUUCUUCUUCAUUCACGUUCGGCAACUCUAGGUUAGCCAGUAGGCCUGGUGGUGUUACAGUUGGGUACCCAACAGGGAUUAGAUAUGAUCCGAGUUCAAUGAACACUCCAUUGUUGGGAAGGUUGGUGAAUGAACAUGUUGGGAAGAAUUGGGUGGGGGAUUGCUCUGUGGCUGAGAAUGUCAGUGCCAUAACUUCAGACCCCAAGUUCACUGUGGCCAUUGCUGCUGCUCUCAGCUCCUUCAUGAACCCUAUAGCAGGCCAACUCCAGAGCGCAAGUUCAAGCAACCAAGCAGAUGUUGAUGCUUCAGCGGGGAAGGGAUGGGUGGGCGAGCAGUUUCCUGCAACCUCUUCAAGACAUUCCCACCAUUUGUAG
This is a messenger RNA of Nymphaea colorata (pocket water lily), 1578 nucleotides long. RefSeq names its product probable WRKY transcription factor 9. Gene Ontology annotation, molecular function: sequence-specific DNA binding; DNA-binding transcription factor activity. The transcript has 5 exons. The coding region runs from base 22 to 1578 and encodes 518 amino acids. The record is from RefSeq and is a predicted model, not a curated record. Gene Ontology annotation, biological process: regulation of DNA-templated transcription. NCBI's taxonomy places the organism in Eukaryota, Viridiplantae, Streptophyta, Magnoliopsida, Nymphaeales, Nymphaeaceae.